UUUAUUUCUGCGUCGAAUUUUGUUGCGUGUCAGCUCGACAGAUAUUGCUACCUAAGCCCAGUGACUGAGGUUUUGCCGCAAUAUCUUCAACUGAUAGCUAUUACCGUUGUAUUGUUUGUUGUUUCUUUGAAGCUUAGAUUGUAAAGGUGUCGAAAUCAUUUCAUUGCAUCAGUUGUCUUUGAGCAUUUGAACUGGAAAGAGCUUGAUUCGUAGACAGGAGAGAACGUCGAAAUCAUGUGCAAAACGGAAAGAUUUCUUGAAAAUGAAUCGCCGGAGCGCACACGUCUUUCAUAUGAUGACAAACCGCUAACGAUGAAGGAGUUAGAUGUGGCUAAAAUUUACAACUUUGACUUCAAAUACGGCCAAAAGUCCGCUGGGGAAUUCAACGACGAUCUUGCAGCCAUCGAUCUAAGCAUGAAGUACAGUCCUAAGGUAAACUGCCAUCGAAAGAUUAAGCGGAGAAAGUACCCUAAGUUCAGGUUUGCUCCUAGUCUGGGGGACAUUAAGGAGAACGAACUGUUUGACUCACAACUGGAACAUUUAAGGAGCGUCAAGAAAGAUUUAGCCGCCAUUCACGAAGAACGAGCUCUGAAUUGUGGGAUACCUGUAGUGAAGGAUGAAGGUCGGCAUCACCGCCACAAACGACACUCUAGAAGUUCCCAUGGAAGAGCUUAAUUGGAGGAAAAGAUGAACGUGUCUUUUUUGUCAUGAAUUAACGGCGAAAGUACUUGUGAGUCUUGUGACUGAAAUGUAGCUCGACAGGACCACAAUUCGGUUGAUAACCUUGUAUAAAAAAACAAUUAAUCAAUAUAUAGAUUAAUACGAGCUCAUUACUCCGGCCCAAAUAUGGUAUCAUUAUUUAGCUUGUUUACUUUGAUACUCUGUCGCUGUUUUGUAAAUAACGAGGUACAAAUCAUUUAUCUUUUACUAUUUUUGUCUAUAGAAGCUGCAAAAUGUAUGUUUUUUUGUAACUUUGGAUAUAAAUAAACUAAGGUUGAUUUUAUG
Messenger RNA from Orbicella faveolata, 1005 nucleotides. RefSeq lists its product as uncharacterized. The record is from RefSeq and is a predicted model, not a curated record. NCBI's taxonomy places the organism in Eukaryota, Metazoa, Cnidaria, Anthozoa, Scleractinia, Merulinidae.